AUGGCUGCAAACAUACAAACCAUCCAUUUCCGUCGUCCUGAACCCAAAACGACUCCUGCGCCAAUUGUGAAGCCCAAGAAUCGGCAUGCUGGAAUCCUUCAAGACCAACUGCGCAGAGCCCAGCGCGGACCGUGGUGUCCAAGCUUCUCAACCGCGCUGAAGAUCUUUUUGCUCAUUCGUGUCGCGGGAGCUAUGUACUCGAAUAUACAAGAUUGUGACGAAGUCUUUAAUUUCUGGGAACCACUGCAUUACCUUGAUCGUGGGUAUGGCUUCCAGUCUUGGGAGACGUCGCCUGUGUACUCCAUACGCAGCUGGGCAUAUACCAUGCUUCACCUUUUACCAACACAGAUAGCGAAACUCUUGGUUGGCGGUGAGAAGAGGCCUGCUUUCUUCGCAGUGCGAUUGACCCUGGCCGCUAUUUCGUCCGUGUGCGAGACCGCAUUUUACAGGGCAGUAGUGGAAAGGAUCAAUUAUAGGGUCGGCAGAUACGUGUUCUUCAUGCUCUUGUUUAGCGCAGGAAUGUGGACAGCUUCGACCGCGUUCUUGCCUUCGUCCUUCGCUAUGUACGCGAACACCCUCGCCUUUUCCUUCGCCUUGGAGCCGUCCGGCUCUAGCAACAUGAAGCGUACUCUAUUUGCGACGCUGUCUUUCGCAGCUGGGGCAAUCAUUGGUUGGCCUUUCGCGUUGGCAGUUGCUAUCCCAUUUGUGUUUGAAGAGUUGUUCAUGUUUGGUGCUGACCGCGUUCCUCCGGAGCUCAAAUUGUCCUGGAUGCUGAAAAGGUGGAAAAGAAUGCUUGUUUGCGGAGCUGUUGCUUCCUUACUUUUCAUCCCCGUUGUUGCUCUUGACACACUAUUCUACGGCAAGCUUACGUUGGUCCCGUGGAAUAUCGUCAAGUACAACGUUUUCCCGGAUUCCCAGAGUGGCCCGGAUCUCUAUGGCACUGAACCCGCGUCUUAUUAUCUCUCGAAUCUUCUGCUGAACUUCAACGUCCUGGUCCCUCUUGCGAUUGCCGCGCUUCCCGCGCUGGCAAUCACGUACCGCUUCGACCGUAGGCGUCUCGGAGAGCGUACUCCUACUGCCGAUCAGAGUUCACCAUUUAUACUGUUGGCGGUUCGGCUUGCACCGAUGUAUAUAUGGAUGCAAGUCAUGACCGCGCAGAGUCAUAAAGAAGAGCGUUUCAUGUUCCCUAUCUACCCGCUAAUUUGUUUCAAUGCGGCGGUGACCUUGUAUCUCAUGCGAGGCUGGCUAGAGACUGCGUUCGUGAAAGUCACCAAAUCGCCGUACAGGGCAUCAAUCUCCCCGCUGUUCCGUCGCUUCACCCUCUCCGUUAUCACCGCCUUCUGCGUGCUGUCCGUUUCUCACAUUCUCACACAAUGGGAGUAUUACCAUGCACCGCUCACGGUCAUUUAUUCAUUGGAAGGGGAGGAGAUCCCUCGCAUCCUGAACGCGACUGGCCACAUUCAUCUGGCCUCUCCAACGGACAAAGUGGGUCAAGAUCAACUGGAGAUGGAGCCGCGGAUUGACCUAAACUUGAUCCGGCCUUUCAACCUCCGGCUGUGCAUAGGGAAAGAGUGGCAUCGGUUCCCUGGACACUACCUUGUGCCCGAUGGCGUGCGCGUUGAUUGGGUGAAGAGCGAGUUUGACGGGAUGCUGCCUGGACACUUCUUGGAGACAUACAUCGAUGGUGGUCUGAUUGAGCGGGUGCAAGGCACGAGGGCGAUUCCCACCGGACUUAACGACCUGAACAAAGAGGCACCCGAGUUCUACGUGGACAUCUCUGAAUGCGACUACCUCAUGGACCUCGACUUCCCCUUGCAUCCUGUGUCGUCGUUGCACGAGCCGAGAUACGCUGCGGACAACGCCACGUGGGAGCGAGUGAAGUGCAAGCCGUUCCUGGAUGCACGGAAUUCGUGGAUCCUGAGCAGAACGUUGUGGAUGCCAGGCAGCAGGUGGCAGGAGGGGAACGAGUUCGGUGACUUCUGUCUGCUGAAACACAAGAAGAAUGUGGAGAAGAAAGAAAAGGCGAUGAUGGUCCACUGA
Molecule: messenger RNA, 2040 nt
Organism: Sparassis crispa
Lineage: Eukaryota; Fungi; Basidiomycota; Agaricomycetes; Polyporales; Sparassidaceae
Product: Alpha-1,2-mannosyltransferase alg9
Exons: 8
Coding region: 1-2040 (679 amino acids)
Biological process (GO): protein N-linked glycosylation
Cellular component (GO): endoplasmic reticulum membrane
Molecular function (GO): alpha-1,2-mannosyltransferase activity
Source: RefSeq, a predicted model, not a curated record